This is a messenger RNA of Rana temporaria (common frog), 2043 nucleotides long. RefSeq names its product zinc finger protein 431-like. Gene Ontology annotation, biological process: negative regulation of transcription by RNA polymerase II. Lineage: Eukaryota; Metazoa; Chordata; Amphibia; Anura; Ranidae. Gene Ontology annotation, molecular function: DNA-binding transcription repressor activity, RNA polymerase II-specific. The coding region runs from base 66 to 1580 and encodes 504 amino acids. The transcript has 4 exons. The record is from RefSeq and is a predicted model, not a curated record.
ACUUCCUGGAGGCCGCCAUCUUGUCUGUGUGUCUGAUCAGCUCCGCCCUCCUCACCCGCCGAGACAUGGCCGGAACUACCGAGAGCCGGGUGAGUCCCGCGGACCCAAUCACAUUUGACGAUGUUGCCAUUGUCUUCUCGGGGGAAGAGUGGGAGAUGCUCAGUGACCAGCAGAGGACGCUCUACAUGGAGGUGAUGAAGGAAAACUACGAACAUUUCAUCUAUCUAGGGUUGAAGGUUCCCAUCAUCCUGUCAUGGCCGCAACACAGCAAUAAGGCCGCCAGCGAGACGGUGGCCCAGAAAUCACCUGAACCCCCCAAUCAUGAAGAUCCUACAGCCAAUCACUUGAAAGAGAAGGAGCCACAAGAAGAGCCAAAGAAGCCACAAGAAGAGCCUAAGGAGUCAUUUAGCCAUCCUGGGAACGGAGCCAUCAAAAGAUCCUCCAAGAGGGUUCGAUUUAGUAAAAAUUUAGAAGAGCGGAGCCAGGACUCGACCAGUAAGGAUGAGACUAAGGAUCCUCCUCCUCCUCCUGCGCACACCAGAAACCUCAGAGAGCGCAAACAGUACUACUGCCAGCACUGCGAAAAAUGCUUCAACUAUAGCUCGGCGUUGGAAGCUCACCUCCGCGUGCACAGUGGGGACAAACCACACAAGUGUGAAGACUGCCAUCAGACCUUUAGUUUCAAGUCUGAGCUGAUCGUGCACCGCAGGAAACACUCCAAGUCCACCAAAAGUGCAUCCAAAGGUGCGAAAAAUCAACCUCCCACCAAAGCUGCACCUCCCACUGCAGCUGAGCCUGAAGAAUCCACGCCGCUUCCAACCACAAGUGUCAACGGGACCUCAGAGGACACCGACACAAGUGUUGAACGUGCCGCGAGCCCUGUUGCCCAGCCAGUGCCGAGCUCGCAGCCGAGCACUAGCAGCGGCAGUCCCUCCAGCCUCCCUCAAAAAGACAGCGAUAAGCCUCUUAAAUGCAAUUUCUGUGAGAAAAGGUUUAACGACAGGUCAAUAUUGGAAGCCCACCAUCGAAUCCACACCGGGAAGCUGGCCUACCCUUGUACGAUGUGCGACAUGAGUUUCUCCAAACCGUCCUUGCUGGCGGCUCACAACAACACCCACAAGGAAGGCAAGCCUUUCCAGUGCGACCAGUGCGACAAGAACUUCAACGACGAGUCCCUCCUGGUGGCCCACAAGAGGACCCACACCGGCGAGAAGCCUCACAAGUGCAGCCACUGCAACAAAUGGUUCCCUAACCGCAACAGCCUGGUGGAACACGAAGAGUGCCACCUGAAACCCAAGCCAUUCAAGUGCCGGCACUGCGAGAAGAGCUUCAACGACAAGACCCUUCUUGCCACCCACGAGGGAGUGCACACAGACACUAAGCCCUUCAAGUGCACUCAGUGCAACGAGAGCUUCUUCCUGAAGACGCAGCUGAUGGCCCACCAAGCCAACCAUGGUCCAGAUAAACCCUACCCGUGCAACCAGUGCGAGAGGAGCUUCAACAAGAAAGAGACUCUCUUGGCUCACAUCCGGGUGCAUAACGUGCAGAGCCUGCAAGUGCAGAAGAAGAUUAAACCAUGAAGUCGGCCAGGUGUUCCCCAAUUAUGAUAUAAAGAACACUUUGCAAGAUCGGCUUCUUUCUACAAAAUGAAGUGGGAGGCGCGGCGGGAGGACCGCCAUAGACCCCAAUAUUCCCUCAGGCGUUGACCUCCAAUACGCUGCCUUCUUUCUUUCCCUGUGCAUGGCUGACUCUCGGGCGUAUCGGACACCUUUUGCUUUAUUGCAUUUUGUUUUUUGUUUUCUUCUCCACAAAUGAUUUUGCUAACAGGCGUUGGAAUAUUCACUCUUUUAUUCUUUCGUUGCCCUCCUUUGGAACUUCUAUCACCCUAUAGUUUCUGUAGGUAUUGAGAUGUAGGUUUAGAGGAUUCUGGCACCACAAAGGUCCUCCUGAGCUUUUGUAGAGCUUCUUGUGGUUUACUAUGAGACUGAGGAUUGUCCCUCUCGUUGGUCGGCAAUCCGAUUAUUAAAGAAUUGAUGAAUUUUU